CUAUCUGUCUCGCCAAAAGGAUCUCUGACCCAUCCGCCCCGCGCCGACGCCGACGCGCCGUUGCCUUCUCUCCCCUCACCUCCCCGACCUCAUCGCCGCGAUCCACCUCCCUCCACCCGACCCCGAAUCCAGCGCCCGGCCCAGGCGACCGCGGUCGAUCGGCUCCUCCGGCUCGCCGAAUCGGUGAAGCGGCGGCGGUCAGGCGGAAUCUGGACGCGGGCCUCGCUCGAUUCGGCGCGGGUGCCGGCUAGGGUUCGCUGACGGCGAUGAACGAGAAGCGCGGGCUGGAAGCCGCCGCCGCCGGCGACGGCCGCCCUGAGGCCAAGCGGUCGCGACCCCCGGCUCUUGCCAGUGUUAUUGUUGAAGCACUAAAGGUGGAUAGUCUGCAGAGGCUUUGCUCAUCAUUGGAACCAAUUCUCCGUAGAGUGGUUAGUGAAGAAGUGGAGCGCGCCUUGGGAAAACUUGGUCCUGCUGCAAUCACUGGGAGGUCUUCUCCAAAGCGAAUUGAAGGUCCUGGUGGAAGAAAUCUGCAACUCCAAUUCAGGACAAGAUUGUCCCUUCCCCUUUUUACCGGAGGAAAAGUUGAAGGGGAGCAGGGGGCUGCAAUUCAUGUUGUUUUGCUUGAUACCGGCAAUGGCUGUGUUGUAUCAUCUGGGCUGGAGGCGUCUGCCAAGCUUGAUAUUGUUGUUCUGGAAGGUGAUUUCAACAAUGAAGACGAGGAAGGCUGGACAGAGGAGGAAUUUGACAGUCAUAUAGUGAAGGAGCGUGAGGGAAAACGACCUAUUAUAACUGGCGAUAUACAAGUCACACUGAAAGAAGGUGUUGGCACAAUCGGGGAGUUCACGUUCACAGAUAACUCUAGCUGGAUAAGGAGUAGGAAAUUCAGACUUGGUUUGAAAAUUGCCUCAGGGUUUUGUGAGGGUGUUCGCAUCCGUGAGGCAAAAACUGAAGCUUUCAUGGUUAAGGACCAUAGAGGAGAAUUGUACAAGAAGCAUUAUCCACCUGCAUUGAAGGAUGAGGUCUGGAGGUUAGAGAAAAUAGGAAAAGAUGGGUCGUUCCAUAAGAGGCUGAAUAAAUCUGGAAUUUUAACUGUUGAAGAUUUUCUUAGGCUUGUGGUUCGGGAUCCACAGAAGCUGCGUACUAUCCUCGGAAGUGGCAUGUCCAACAAGAUGUGGGAUUCCCUUGUUGAACAUGCAAAAACCUGUGUCUUGAGUGGAAAAUAUUACAUAUACUAUUCUGAUGAGAACAGAACUGCUGGUGCUAUUUUCAACGACCUCUAUGCAUUCUGUGGGCUAAUUUCUGGCGAGCAAUUCUAUUCGUCUGAGAGUCUUGAUGAUGGCCAAAAGCAUUUUGCUGAUGGGCUGGUGAAGAAAGCAUAUGAUAAUUGGAUGUAUGUUAUUGAAUAUGAUGGCAAAGCUCUCUUGAACCCUAAACCAAAGAAAAAGGCUGCAUUAACUAAUCAAGCUGAGGCUCGUGCUCCUGCUGCAUAUGUACAGCGCAUUUCUUCAACGAGUAUGCCAGGACCAUCUACAACAGGCACAAAUGGUUCUAUAGGGUAUGAUGGCAACCAGACAGCAACACAGUCUGUUCAGCUUCAGAGUUCAUCUGCUAAUAUGCCUGUGCCAUAUGAUGACGCCUUUCCAUUUUUGCCGCAUACCAUGUUGAUGGGGUCUAAUCAGGGAACAGCAAGUGAUGGCAUGGGUCUGGAACUCGGCCAGUUGCAUCACACAAUUUCUCAAGGCCAUCCAAUUCAGCCAGCAAAUGUCGGCUACGAUAAUUGGCAUCACAACCGUGAUGGUCAGUAUGCUGAUGAUUUCACUGAAGACAUUCGCCUAAAAAGCCACCAACUGCUCGAGGGUGACGACAUGCAGCAGCUGCUCAGGGUCUUCAAUAUGGGCGGAGCUUCUACUGGUUUGCCAGACGAAACGUUUUCCUUCCCUUACAUGCAAUCUCCAUUGCCAAAUCCAGGCUUCGAAGGUGAGCCCAGCCGUCCAUCGGGCAAAGCCGUUGUCGGGUGGCUCAAGAUAAAGGCUGCUAUGAGAUGGGGAAUAUUUGUCAGGAAGAAAGCUGCCGAAAGAAGGGCGCAGAUUGUUGAGCUGGAGGAUUAAGAUCUCGGCGUGUGCUCACCGUUAGACGUUACUGUUGAAAUCUCAAAUACCAGCUGCUGUUGCUGCGAACUAGUUCUUUGGCUCACAUAUUCGUCGUGAUUGCCAUUAGAACUAGUUUUCUGUAAAUCUACAGCGAGUAGCUCUGCUACCUUGUAAAAAAAAUGUCUACUCGCUUCUUUGUAUAAUUUCAACAUAAAUUCUUGUUUAGCUUGUUCCCGUUUAGCUUAAUUUGUGCAGAAUAUUACUGUAGAAGACGGUGUGAAUUGAUGUUGACAGACAUGUAUUAUGCUUUUGUGGCCAUUAAUCGGUUGGGGUCCAUAACUUCUGGGA
This is a messenger RNA of Aegilops tauschii subsp. strangulata, 2438 nucleotides long. RefSeq names its product calmodulin-binding protein 60 B. Gene Ontology annotation, molecular function: sequence-specific DNA binding; calmodulin binding; DNA-binding transcription factor activity. Gene Ontology annotation, cellular component: nucleus. Gene Ontology annotation, biological process: regulation of salicylic acid biosynthetic process. Lineage: Eukaryota; Viridiplantae; Streptophyta; Magnoliopsida; Poales; Poaceae. The record is from RefSeq and is a predicted model, not a curated record.